GUUGUGAUCGAGUAAUAAAAACUGAUAAAACUCAAGAUCUUAAUAAACAUAUGAAUUUAAAUAGAAACCUUCGUAAAGAACAAUGCCCACCAGCUUUGCUUAUAAUGCAAAAUGUAGGAAACGUUAUUCCAGAGCAAAAUACACCUCAAACUGAAAACAUUACUCCAGAGCAAAUUCUCAAGCAACUCCUAAAG
This is a messenger RNA of Cetraspora pellucida, 194 nucleotides long. NCBI's taxonomy places the organism in Eukaryota, Fungi, Glomeromycota, Glomeromycetes, Diversisporales, Gigasporaceae. The record is from the annotation of a GenBank genome assembly.